CCUACAGUUCGCAGGCUUCGGAAACAAGUAUUGACUUACAUUAUGAGUGACAGUGUGAACACCAUUGAAAAAAAACUAAGAAAACUGCAAUGUCAUUUCACAUGGGAGCUUCAUAAAGAUCAAGCUGACCUCAACUUCCUGGAGAUAAAACUAUGUGAAAGUCUGCAGUCAGUUGAAGAGGGCCAUGGAGGCCAUCUGAACAGACAACGUUUAAACCUGCUGGCUUACAUUAAACACCUUAAGGCUGAAGAUAAGGAAGCACUGGAAUGCUUAGAAAAGGCUGAGAGGCAAAAUGCUCAUGACGGGAGGCUGGGUAUGGUGACAUACGGAAACCUGGCUUGGGUCUGCCAUUACAUUAGUGAUGACGUCGGAGCAGAGACAUAUAUUCAGAAGCUGGAGGAGUUACACAAGGCCUCUGCCACAGUAGGUACCACUGUAAUGCAGUCCAGUGCCACAGCGUCAACCUCUGUCCUGCCUGUUUCCAGAGAGGUACACAGUGAGAAGGCCUGGUCCCUCCUUACAUUUUCAAAGCACCACUAUACAAGAGCCAAAGAGUGCUUUGAAGGGGCUUUGCUGUUGGAGCCUGAAGAUAAGGAAUGGAACUUGGGGUUUGCCUUUUCUCUGUUCCAACUGGAAGGUCUGGUGACCAGGGAGGACCAGAGACUCUCUUAUGAGGUGUCACCGGCUGUGAAACAGCUGAAGAAGGCCCUGGAACUCAAUCCAAACAGUGCCAUGACCCAGGUCUACCUGGGCCUGAAGUGCUACAAGAACCUGAGGAACGCAGAGGCCUGGCGCUAUAUGAGGACAGCACUGAGUUUGGCACCCUACGAUCUCAGUGUAGUACUAAAGGUGGGGAAGUUCAUGAAAAAAGAGGAGCAUUACGAUGAGGCCCUAGCAGUACUGCAGAGGAUGCUGCAGAGGGCGCCAAACUCCUCCCGACUGCACCAUGAGAUGGCCAAUAUAUAUCGCUGGAAGGCUAAGCAGAGUGGAGAUCCCCACAACCAGAAGCUGCUUGAACGCUGUGUUUACCAUCUGGAGAAAGUGGCGCAACUAAACCCUGCACACAUCUACCCACAGCUGGAGAUGGCUAUGAGGUACUCAGAACUGAAGGACACCAGGAAGUCCAUGGAGAAGUUCCAGGAUAUGUGGUCCAGGUCAGACCUGAAGCCUUCGGACCGCCAGGCCUGGCACCGCAUGUAUGGGGACUUCCAGCUCUACCGCCUGGGCUCUGAGAGGACCGCUGUUGACCACUACAAGGAGGGCAUGAGGCUCAACAACAUAUCAUCUGAAUGGAGUCAUUGUAGAAGGCGGCUGCUCAAAAUUCUGAGGGUUAACAUAGAGAAAAGGCAAAAUGACUUUUAUGACAUUGAAGAGUUUGUCAACUCUCAAGGCAGGGGCAAUGAUGUAACCAACGCCGGGGUGACAGCACAGUCAACACGGAUGUGUAGGACUGUAUCAUGAGUAGCCUUCCACUUUAGGUCUACAGUAAACAACCCUUUACUUACAUGUUAUGUUUCUGAUAAUGAAUUUAUCCCCUAUCCAAAGGAGCUUACAGUAGAGAGUGCAUACUUUUCCAUACAGCCCUGCCCCAGAGAAACUACAUUUAAAUUACAUUUUAAAAUGUUAGUUGAGACUGUCAUAUUGCAGCCCAUGACCAUAAACAUGUUAUAUUCUGAAAAUAAACAUUCUCAAUCUGAAAAAAAAAAAGUUAAAAUGACCAUUCUACCACUGAAAUGUCAGUGAUUCUAUGAAGAUACCAACCAUAUAGUAACACUGUCCUUGUAGUAAGGAUGGAUGUAACCACUGAAACAAAUCUAUAAUUAAAAUAUGUCAGGCUCCCUUUUGUUUUUGUCUGGCCCAAUUUUCCAUGCAGAGCUGCUUUGUCUCUACAGAUUUGUGUAGUUGACCAAGAGCUGCUAUUAAUUGAUGCCAGAACAUUUGAAGUAGGUUUAGGUCUGAAAAUUGAAUGUCACUCAACUAUUAUCAUUCAGUAUUUGGAUCAGUCUUCUUGCAUGACCCAGGUGAGCUUCAGCUUGAACUUGAGGGCAUAUUACAAGAUUCACUUUUAGAAAUCUCCAGUACAAGGUGGAAUUAUUAUCAUCUUCAUCUGCUUCUCCGGUAUCGGGUCGCAGGGGCAGCCCCAAAUGAGAUUAGAUGCAACUUGCGAAAGAAUCCCUGACAUUCUAAAACCACUAGUGUACUUGACUAGGUGAUUAGGUAGGUCCCCAUGGGCUUCAAACGUUGUGCAACUAACCAGUUCACUGCUGCAAAUUUCCCUGUCAAAUUCUAAAACCAGCCCGAAUUAUGAUCUGAACUGGCCUUUAGGGUUUCACUUCCACCCUUUGCCCACUGCCUGAGCAAAUGCUAUGUAUGCACUGCUAGUUAGCUAUCUUAGUGCGCUACAUUUCAAAUAGCUUAAACCAGAGUCAGAUGCUUUAAAAAAUGUCCAUAAAAACAUACCAGUCUUGACUUAAUGUAUGAUUACUAACUAAAAAUAUGGAUUGAUUUCCCCAAUAUAUAUUGGUUGUCUAUGCCUAGGUUGUCUAUGCCUAGAAAUGCCUCUGAAUGCAUACAUGCAUAUAUGAGUUACUGUGUAUAUUAUAGUAAUAUAUAGUGAACCUAUAAUGUGACAUAUAAUUAUGUGAUUAUUGUGUGGAAAGUGUACAAAUUCACAAUAAAAAAAAAAUUA
Messenger RNA from Esox lucius (northern pike), 2689 nucleotides. RefSeq names its product interferon-induced protein with tetratricopeptide repeats 8 (gene ifit8). The record is from RefSeq and is a predicted model, not a curated record. The transcript has 5 exons. Gene Ontology annotation, molecular function: protein binding. The coding region runs from base 43 to 1461 and encodes 472 amino acids. Lineage: Eukaryota; Metazoa; Chordata; Actinopteri; Esociformes; Esocidae. Gene Ontology annotation, biological process: defense response to virus. Gene Ontology annotation, cellular component: cytosol.